AUGUCUGCACAGGAAGCAGUAUACCACGUCCUUGGUCUACCACUUUCAUUGUGCAGUAGAGCUGUUGUUUACAUUAACACUGCUCCGCAAAAAGAGCGCGUUCGAAUGUUGAAAAAUACAAAUUAUGAUGAGAAAAAGAUUACAUAUAGCACUGAUAGCGAUGACGAAUAUGAUGAAGAGAUUGAGAUUAAAGAAAGGAAAAAGCAGAAAGUUAUUCGAUUUCGAAGAUAUAAAUUAAACCAGGAUAGAUAUAAUUAUUUCAGAGAACAAGUUUUGCUAUUUUGGCCAUGGAAAAAUGAAAGAGAUGAUGUAGAUACACAAGAUUGUGAAAACAUUUAUAGUAAAAAUAUUCAUGUAAUUGAAGAAAAUAGAAAUAAAUUCUCAGUAAUAGGUGACGUAGAACUUGACAAUGCCUUGGUUCAAGCACAAAAAGAUAUAGAUCAACAGACUAUAGAGGAUGAGGAGAUUGAAUCUUUCGGGAAAACAAAAAUACGAAAAGAUGAAGAAAUAGACAUAUUUAGUCAAACAGGUUUAGCGAAAUGCUCAAAAAACAUUAAAAGGAGUAUAAACAGUCCACCCCAAAAAAGCAAAGAAGAAAUGAUGAGCAUACUUUGUAAAUUAAAUGAUGAGCAAAGGGAAAUUACAAUGCAUGUUUUGCAUUGUUUUAAAAAUGGGAGUUUACCUAUUAGAUUGUACAUCAGCGGCUCAGCAGGUGUUGGAAAAAGUACAGUUUUAAAAGCGAUUUAUCAGGUGUUAUUGAAUUUCUUCGACGAUACACCCGGUGAAAAGAAAAAUUCGUUAAAAAUAUUAUUAUGUGCACCCUCUGGAAAAGCGUCAUUUCUAAUAGGUGGUACUACACUGCACACUGCUUUUGCAUUACCAAUAACACAAUACGGAGGACAAAUGCCAGAAUUAUCAGCAGAUGUAGCAAAUACAAUUCGAGAGAACUUAUUCGAAUUAAAAUUAAUAAUUAUUGAUGAAAUAUCAAUGGUAGGUAGUACAAUGUUUAGUCGAGUCGAUACAAGAUUAAGACAAAUAAUGGGUAAUAAUAGAAGCUUUGGGGGAGUGUCUGUUAUAGUAGUCGGUGAUCUUUAUCAAUUACCACCAGUUAUGGAUAAUUCGAUAUACCUUUCCUCAAAAUCUAGCAUGUUAAGCAUUUUUUCAGAGAACAUUUUAUGGAAUGAAUUUGAUUUUUUUGAGUUGACAGAAAUAAUGAGACAAAAAGAGGAUAAAACAUUUAUCGAGGCUCUUAAUAACCUUGCAAGAGGCACAAUGACUGACAAUGAUAUUGCUCUUAUUAAAUCCAGAGAAACUACAGAGGAAUAUGUUCCAAAAGAUGCAAUUAGAUUAUAUGGUGAAAAUCGCUUGGUUGAUAGUUUUAACAAAAUAAAAAUUAAUUCAAUAGAUGGUGUAGCCUAUGAUUCUAUAGCCAAAGAUUCAAUUUUAGGAAAAAUAAGUAAUGUAGAAGAUGGUUUAGUUAACGGAGCUUGUGGGAAAUUGCAGAAAAUAACUUUAAAACCAGGUACAGAUGAACCAAUGAAAAUAUGGUUAGAUUUCAAUAAUGAUAGGAUUGGUGUUGGACAAAGGAGAUCAUACAUAAGGUAUAUGACUGAAAAUAAUUUUGAGAUGUGUUUGGUUCCGCUCUCACAAGUCUCUAUUGUAUUGAACAUUAAUGAAAGAAUGGGGUAUCAAAUCGUGAGACAACAAUUUCCUAUCACGCCAGCCGAGGCUAUAACAAUUCACAAAAGUCAAGGACAAACAUACGAAAAAAUGUGUAUUGAUUUAAGAGAAAGUUAUCGUAUGACAAGGCCAAUGCUUUACGUAGCAUUGAGUAGAGGGAUUAAUUCACCGCCACAAACUUUAGAGGAAAAUGUAUUACAAGAAGAUUCAUGGUUAGAUGAUAGACCUUUAAAUGAAAUAAUGAAGAUAAUUGAGAAUAACACUACAUUUAAUCGA
Molecule: messenger RNA, 1956 nt
Organism: Vollenhovia emeryi
Lineage: Eukaryota; Metazoa; Arthropoda; Insecta; Hymenoptera; Formicidae
Product: ATP-dependent DNA helicase PIF1-like
Exons: 4
Biological process (GO): telomere maintenance; DNA repair
Molecular function (GO): ATP hydrolysis activity; DNA helicase activity
Source: RefSeq, a predicted model, not a curated record